UAAAACCCAAACAAGUAAUACUAGUAUUUCAAAUUCGUCUACUCCAAUAUGUCUACUCAAGCUUCACCACUUGUACACCAAAAUGCUCAACCCAAAAAUAUUGCCCGGCCAAUCGCAAGUUUUCAUCCAUGCAUUUGGGGGGAUCGGUUCCUCAACUACAAUCUUAUUGACUUGACAACUCGGGAGCUUACAAAACAACAAGUUAAAGAAUUGAGAGAAGUAGUGAGGAAGGAGAUAUUUGUGGACGCUGCAAAUGACGUUUGGGAUCAGAUAAAGUUAAUUGACGAAGUACAACGCUUGGGAUUGUCCUACCAUUUUGAGAAAGAAAUAGAAGAAGCACUGCAAAACAUAUAUACGACCUAUGAUUGCCAUGGUGAUGACAUUGAACUACAUGAUGUUGCUCUUCUGUUUCGAGUGCUGCGACAACAUGGAUUUUACAUUUCAUGUGACAUAUUCCAAAAAUUCAAAGAUGAGAACAGGAACUUCAAGGAAUGUUCGGUCGAUGACGUCCGAGGUGUUCUAAGCUUGUACGAGGCUUCACAUUUCGGAUUGCACGGAGAAGAUACAAUGGACAAAGCCUUAGUUUUUGCCACAACUCACCUUGAAUCCAUAUUGGCAACUAACAUAAGCAAUCCUUUAGCAGACCAGAUUUCCCUUGCACUAAAGACGCCUUUGCUAAAGAGUCUAGAGAGGUUACAUGCCAGGCAUUACAUAUCCAUUUUCCAAGAUGAAGCUUCGGAUAAAAAAGCUUUAUUAGAACUUGCCAAGUUAGAUUUUAACCUCUUACAAUCUAUGCAUAAGCAGGAGCUUGGAGAGAUAUCAAGGUGGUGGAAAGAAUUGGACUUUGCUAGCAAGCUACCAAUAAGAGAUAGAAUUGUGGAGUCGUACUUUUGGGUGAUGGGAAUGUAUUUUGAGCCCCAAUAUUUUCUUGGGAGAAGAGUUUUUACCAAAGUUAUAGCCUUGUCAUCAAUUAUGGAUGAUAUCUACGAUUCAUUUGGUAUAUUUGAAGAACUAGAGCUCCUUACUGAAGCAAUUGAGAGUUGGGAUGUGAAAUGCAUGGCUAAACUUCCGCAAUAUAUGCAACUAUUCUAUCAGACAAUGCUUAAUGUCUUUGAAGAGUUCGAAACAGAGUUGAAGGAGGAACAAAGAUACAGGGUUCAUUAUGUUAAAGAGGCGAUGAAAAAUUUGUCAAGAGCUUACUUUGAUGAAGCCAAAUGGUUACAACAAGAAUACACCCCAACCAUUGAGGAGUAUUUAUCAGUUGCGUUGCACUCCACUGGUUUAGGGUUGCUUGUGUCUGCAUCAUUGGUUGGCAUGGGGGAUAUUGCAUCAAAUGAUGUCUUUAAGUGGCUUUUCAAUGACCCCAAGAUUGUUAGAGCUGCAGCACUCAUUUGUAGGCUCAUGGAUGACAUUGCUGGCCAUAAGUUUGAGCAAGAAAGAAAGCAUGUUGCAUCUGGUGUUGAAUGCUACAUGGAGCAAUAUGGAGUGACAGAGCAAGAGGCAUGUGACGUGUUCAAGAAGCAAAUAGAGAAUGCAUGGAAAGAUAUAAACCAGGAGUUCCUCAGACCAACUUCUGCGCCAACGGCUAUACUUAUGCGUGUGCUUAAUUUUGCAAGAGUCAUGGAUUUGCUUUACAAAGAGGAUGAUGGUUACACACAUGUUGGACAAGUGACCAGAGAUGGAGUUGCUGCCUUACUUAUAAAUCCAGUCCCAUUAUGAGCAUGGCGGGAACCAUAAUUUAAUCUUAGACUGCGUUUAUAAAACCCUAAAGAAAUGUAAGAGAAAUGUAAUGAGAUUGGAAAUAAAAAUUAAAGUAUUA
Morus notabilis is the source of this 1819-nucleotide messenger RNA. Its product is annotated as valencene synthase. The transcript is spliced from 7 exons. NCBI's taxonomy places the organism in Eukaryota, Viridiplantae, Streptophyta, Magnoliopsida, Rosales, Moraceae. The record is from RefSeq and is a predicted model, not a curated record. Bases 49 to 1719 code for a protein of 556 amino acids. Gene Ontology annotation, molecular function: magnesium ion binding; terpene synthase activity. Gene Ontology annotation, biological process: diterpenoid biosynthetic process.